Messenger RNA from Leptosomus discolor (cuckoo roller), 2444 nucleotides. Lineage: Eukaryota; Metazoa; Chordata; Aves; Leptosomiformes; Leptosomidae. The record is from RefSeq and is a predicted model, not a curated record.
ACUUCUCUUCUGAUGUUGAUAAUGGGAGAAUUGGAACCUUCGCAGGGUAAAGUUAAACACAGUGGAAGGAUAUCCUUUUCACCUCAAGUCUCCUGGAUCAUGCCUGGAACAAUAAAAGAAAACAUAAUUUUUGGUGUAUCUUAUGAUGAAUACCGAUACAGGAGUGUCAUCAAAGCCUGCCAACUAGAAGAGGACAUUUCCAAGUUCCCAGACAGAGAUUAUACAGUGCUGGGUGAAGGUGGAAUCAUUUUGAGUGGAGGCCAGCGAGCACGAAUCUCACUAGCAAGAGCAGUGUACAAAGAUGCUGAUUUGUAUCUUCUGGAUUCUCCUUUUGGACAUUUAGACAUUUUUACAGAAAAAGAGAUAUUUGAAAGCUGUGUGUGCAAGUUGAUGGCAAAUAAAACUAGGAUCUUGGUUACUUCAAAACUGGAACAUUUAAAGAUUGCGGACAAAAUAUUAAUUUUACAUGAAGGGAGUUGUUAUUUCUAUGGAACAUUUUCUGAACUUCAGGGUCAACGACCAGACUUCAGCUCAGAGCUGAUGGGGUUUGAUUCUUUUGAUCAGUUCAGUGCAGAGAGAAGAAAUUCAAUUCUAACUGAGACUCUCCGUCGAUUUUCCAUUGAAGGAGAAGGAAUGGGAUCACGAAAUGAAAUAAAGAAGCAAUCUUUUAAACAAACAUCAGAUUUUAAUGACAAAAGGAAGAACUCCAUAAUUAUUAACCCCCUUAAUGCAAAUAGGAAGUUCUCAGUAGUGCAGAAGAAUGGGAUGCAGGUCAAUGGGAUAGAAGAUGGCCACAAUGACCCACCAGAAAGGAGGCUCUCGCUGGUACCUGACUUGGAACAGGGAGACGUAGGUCUGCUUCGGAGUAACAUGCUGAACGCUGACCAUAUGCUGCAAGCUCGGAGGAGGCAAUCUGUGUUAAACCUGAUGACGGGCACCUCUGUGAGCUAUGGACCAAACUUUUCCAAAAAGGGAAGUACAACAUUUCGGAAAAUGUCUAUGGUGCCUCAGACAAACCUGUCUUCUGACAUAGAUAUCUACACAAGGCGUCUGUCUCGAGACAGUGUCUUAGACAUAACUGAUGAAAUCAAUGAAGAGGAUUUGAAGGAAUGCUUCACUGAUGAUGCUGAAAGCAUGGGUACUGUUACCACAUGGAACACCUAUUUUAGAUACAUUACCAUCCACAAAAACUUGAUUUUUGUUCUAAUUUUGUGUGUGACUGUCUUCUUAGUUGAGGUAGCUGCUUCUGUUGCCGGGUUAUGGUUUCUUAAAAAGACAGCUUUGAAAGCAAAUGCAACACAAUCAGAAAACAGCACCUCUGACAAACCUCCUGUGAUUGUCACUGACACUAGCACCUACUACAUCAUUUAUAUCUACGUGGGAGUGGCAGAUACCCUGCUUGCCAUGGGAAUCUUCAGAGGUUUGCCCCUUGUGCACACGCUUAUAACAGUGUCUAAAACUCUUCAUCAAAAGAUGUUGCAUGCAGUUCUUCAUGCACCUAUAUCAACAUUCAACUCUUGGAAAGCAGGUGGUAUACUUAACAGAUUCUCAAAAGAUACGGCAGUACUGGAUGACUUACUUCCACUUACAGUAUUUGACUUCAUUCAGUUAAUACUGAUUGUGAUUGGCGCUAUAACAGUAGUCUCAAUAUUACAACCCUACAUCUUCCUGGCAUCAGUGCCUGUGAUAGCAGCCUUUAUUGUGUUAAGGGCAUACUUCCUCCACACUUCUCAGCAGCUGAAACAACUGGAAUCUGAAGCUCGGAGUCCUAUAUUCACCCAUCUUGUUACAAGCUUAAAAGGGCUGUGGACACUGAGAGCUUUUGGGCGGCAGCCAUAUUUUGAGACAUUAUUUCACAAAGCCCUGAACCUACACACGGCAAACUGGUUCCUCUACCUGUCAACACUGCGCUGGUUCCAGAUGAGGAUAGAAAUGAUUUUUGUUCUCUUUUUUGUUGCUGUGGCAUUCAUCUCUAUCAUAACUACAGGUGAUGGACCAGGUAGAGUUGGCAUUAUACUUACUUUAGCUAUGAACAUCAUGGGAACCUUGCAGUGGGCAGUAAACUCAAGCAUAGAUGUGGAUAGUUUGAUGCGGUCUGUCGGACGAAUAUUUAAAUUCAUUGACAUGCCAACAGAAGAGACAAAAAACAUUAAGCCACAGAAGAAUAAGCAGCUUUCAGAUGCCCUUGUAAUUGAAAACAGGCAUGCAAAGGAAGAGAAGAACUGGCCAUCCGGGGGCCAAAUGACUGUGAAGGACCUUACGGCCAAAUAUGGUGAAGGAGGAGCUGCUGUGUUAGAAAACAUUUCCUUUUCCAUAAGUCCAGGGCAGAGGUCAUCCGACGCCUUCUCCUGGGGAGAGGGAAGCUUGCUGGUGAGCGCAGGUGCUGGGGGCAGCCUGACCCAGGUGGAGCAGGGCACGAAAGAAUACCUGCCGCUGUGCCAAGG